AUGGUGGAUCCCGAAGUGGAUAGUGGUUUAGUACUCGACGUCUACGGAAGUAUUCAUAUAACACUCUCGCCAUUCUUCGACGUUGAGUUUGGAUCCGACGACACCGUCGACGACUAUUUGAAUCGCAUCCUCCCUACGCUCGUGGAUGUCGUAGACGAACAAUUUGAAGACUACGAUUGGACCAUCCGCGGACACCCACCGGCCUCCUCCCCGGCGACAAAGAAGUUCCGAUUCCACUCACAUUAUGUCCGACAGUCUUCCUUUUGGUGUUUCCUUGAAGUAAUGAGUGCAGCAAUUGCAAAAACCAUCAUGAUCUGUAGCAAAUGCAACCCAAAAAAUUUAGAUAAAGAAAAUUGCACGCUUAACAUUCCAAAGGGAAAGACAAAUACGGAACUCCGGCAUAGUCACUCGGUGUUGGAGAAGAAGUGGGGUAGCACACCAAGUUUGGGAACCUCCUGGACAGAAAUUGGAGACCCUCUGAACAGCAAGACAGCCCAGACCUUUGAGGUUAUAAAACACCUUGGAGAGCACUUGAGGGAUUUUCUGGUUAGCAAACAGGGAGCAGAAUCUGGACCUAGCACUAUGGCUGGUCGGAGUUUCCAGGACAGCAUUUCUAGUGGAAAUUGUGGACAGCAAUUUAGAGCAAAGUACACACUUUUCUUCCUCUCCCUCCUUCCUUACCACGCACGCCAUCGAACAGACACGUGUUACGCGGCUCAUUUGGAACAGUCACCCCAUGUUCCCGACUCCCUCCUAUUUAUAUACCUAAUCCGCCACCUCUUCCUCUUUAAAAUUGCUUGCUUGAUGACUCCUACCUUUCCUCUUCAAUACGAAAUGAAAACCAGACCUCGACCCUCCAAUCUCUCCCGCUUCUUCCGCUGUCGUCCGACGACCGACGACGACGACGACGACGAAUUGCCGCCCCUGACAACCUCCAGCACCGCUGGCUCCGACAACUCUCCGUACACCAUGUCCCCGUACAACCCCUCCGCCGCCUCUUCCCCCUUCGUAAGAUCCCCCUGGAUCCACUCCACCGCCGCCGUCGCUCCCUUCCCGCAGGACCCCAACACCGCCCUCCUCGGCUCCCUCAUCCGCCAGGAGGGACACGUGUACUCCCUCGCCGUCUCCGGCGACCUCCUCUUCACCGGCUCCGACAGCAAGAACAUCCGCGUUUGGAAAAACUUCAGCGAAUUAGGCGGCUUCAAGUCCUGCAGCGGCCUCGUCAAAUCCAUCGUUUUAUUCAAGGAUAAAGUCUUCACCGGCCAUCAAGACGGCAAGAUCCGCGUUUGGAAACUAGAUUCGAAAUCCGACGGCUAUAAACGCGUCGGCACGCUCCCACGGUUUCAAGACUUUCUGAAAAGCUCCAUCAGACCGUCCAAUUACAUAGAGGUCCGGCGUCACCGGAACGCGGUUUGGCUACGGCACUUCGACGCAGUGUCCUGCCUCGCGCUGAACGCGGAGCAGGGGUUGCUGUACUCGGGUUCGUGGGACCGGACGAUCAAGGUGUGGAGAUUAUCGGACUUCAAGUGCCUCGCGUCGGUGAACGCGCAUGAUGACGCCGUGAACGCGGUGGCGACGGCGUUUGGGAAUAUGGUGAUGAGCGGAUCGGCUGAUGGGACGGUGAAGCUUUGGGAGAGGGAGGAGAGGACGGGGAAACACGUGGCGGUUAGAACGCUGUUGAGAAGGGACAGCGCGGUGACGUCGAUCGCGGUGGCGGAGAAGGACGGUGUGGUGUACUGCGGGUCAUCUGAUGGGUGGGUGAGAUUUUGGGUGGGGGGAAGGAGGUUCGAGAAGGGCGGGGGGCUGAGGUGGCACAGUAUGGCUGUGUUGUGCUUGGCGACGGCCGGGAGGAUGGUGGUGAGCGGGUCGGCGGAUAGGACGGUGCGCGUGUGGAGGAGGGAGGGGUUGGGCGCGCAGCACGUGCGAGUGGCGGCCUUGGCGGGUCACACGGGACCGGUUAAAUGUUUGGCGGUGCAGGAGGACGUAGAGGGCGGAGGGGAGGUGGGAGGAAGAUGGUUGGUGUAUAGUGGGAGUUUAGAUGGGUCGGUUAGGGUGUGGCGGGGGGGGAAUCGGCCGGCGCAGCCGGCGGUUGGUCGGAAUUGGGUAUGAGCUGGUGUUUGACGAUGCGGUCAAAUGUAAAUAUUGAGAAAAAUACGAAUUACUGGAUUGUAUAGUAGAGUGACGAGGCCUCAAUUACUAUUAUUUGUAAAAGGAAGAUAAUUUAAAAAAAAAAAUUAUAGUAUUGACUAUUGAGCGUGUUUCGAUACAUUGUAAGAAAGAUUGAAGAAAAUUUUGUUUUAAGAGAAAGAAAUUAUGUGGAUCUGACUUGCUGGUUUG
Dendrobium catenatum is the source of this 2337-nucleotide messenger RNA. Its product is annotated as protein JINGUBANG. Bases 1 to 2109 code for a protein of 702 amino acids. Lineage: Eukaryota; Viridiplantae; Streptophyta; Magnoliopsida; Asparagales; Orchidaceae. The record is from RefSeq and is a predicted model, not a curated record. The transcript has 5 exons. Gene Ontology annotation, molecular function: protein binding.